This is a messenger RNA of Rubroshorea leprosula, 682 nucleotides long. Lineage: Eukaryota; Viridiplantae; Streptophyta; Magnoliopsida; Malvales; Dipterocarpaceae. The record is from the annotation of a GenBank genome assembly.
CAGUCAUUAAGGAAUUGUCUCUUAAAUUGGUCUAGAGAAACACCCAGAAAAAGAAAAGAAAGCCAUUUUUAAAUUUGUGCACCAUUUCCAGAAAAAGAAAAUGUCUCUAAUUCCAUCUCUUCAUGGCAACAGGAGCAUCUUCGAUCCAUUCUCUUUUGAAAUCUGGACGCCUUUUACCUCCAACAACGAGGUAGCAACAUUUGUGAAUGCCCAAGUUGAUUGGAAGGAGACCCCAGAGGCGCAUGUGUUCAAGGCCGACCUUCCUGGCCUGAAAAAGGAGGAGGUCAAGGUUGAGGUUGAGGAUGGAAGGGUUCUCCAGAUUAGCGGAGAGAGGAGCGUGGAGAAGGAGGACAAGAACGACAGGUGGCACCGUGUAGAAAGGGGCCGUGGGAAGUUCCUCCGGAGGUUUAGGCUGCCGGAAAAUGCAAAGCCUGAUGAAGUGAAAGCAUCGAUGGAGAAUGGAGUGCUAACUGUCACGGUUCCAAAGGUGGAGAAGAAGGCUGAAGUCAAGUCCGUUGAAAUCAGCGGUUAAAGCACUUAUCUACCUAUGUUUGCUACGAUAGUUAAAAAAUAAUCUGGUUAUUAUGUGCUUCAAUAACCUGUUGUGAGUUUUGUACCUGUUGCUUUUUUUUUUUUUCUCUAUGUCGAAUUUGCUUGUUUUAAAUAAAAAGAUCUAAGCUUU